UAAGGGAUGAAGAUAGUGACCUACAACGUGAACGGGCUGCGGCCUAGGGUUUUGCAGUUCGGCUCUCUUCGUAGAUUUCUCGAUUCUCUCGACGCCGAUAUCAUUUGUUUUCAGGAAACGAAGCUGUUCUAGCAAGAAAUGAGAGCCGAUUUGGUGCAGGCGGAGGGUUACGAGUCAUUUUUCUCCUGCACCCGCACUUCCGAUAAAGGACGAACCGGAUAUUCAGGUGUGGCUACAUUUUGCCGUGUCAAGUCUGCAUUUUCGAGCAAUGAAGUAGCUCUGCCAGUUUCUGCAGAGGAGGGCUUCACUGGUGUUCUUAAGAUUUUGCCAGUGUUUGGGUCAAGGAAAACUGAAUAUCCAUCAAUAGUGGAAGGGCUUGAAGAUUUUUCCACUGAUGAGCUUCUGAACAUUGAUGGUGAAGGACGUUGUGUCGUAACUGACCAUGACCAUUUUGUUCUUUUCAAUGUGUACGGACCUAGAGCUGUACGCGAUGAUAGAGAGAGAAUCGAAUUUAAGCUCAAAUUUUUUAACAUACUACAGAAAAGGUGGGAAUCUCUUCUAGCUCAAGGACGAAGGAUAUUUGUUGUUGGGGAUCUCAACAUUGCUCCCUCUGCUAUAGACCGUUGUGAUGCUGGACCAGAUUUUGAGAAAAAUGAGUUUAGGACUUGGUUUAGAUCUUUACUGGUGAGAAAUGGAGGUUCCUUUUUUGACGUUUUCCGAGAAAAGCAUCCCGAGAGAAGAGAUGCCUAUACAUGUUGGGCAACAAAUUCUGGUGCGGAGGAGUUCAACUAUGGGUCACGUAUUGACCACAUUCUUUGUGCUGGGCCAUGCUUACAUAAAGAAGAAAAUGGAGGACAUAGUCUUGUGGCUUGUCAUGUUGAAGUGUGCGACAUAUUAAAGCAGUUCCAACGUUGGAAACCCGGUAAUACACCUAGGCAUAAAGACAUAAAGGCAAAAAAUGCCAAAUUGGAGGGCUCGGAUCACGUUCCUGUAUAUAUGUGCUUGGUGGAGAUUCCCAAUAUUCAGCAGCACAACACUCCUUCAUUGUCGACUAGAUAUUGUCGUCAGGUCUCUGGAUGUCAGCAGACGCUAGUUUCAAUGUUUCCGAGAAGGCAACCUGCUGAAGAAAUUAACUUAUCUGGAGGACCCAGUUCUGUUUCAGAUGAGAGUAUUGUUGUUAAAAGGUGCAGUCAACUAACUAAAAGACCCCUAGAUGAAUGUAGCCCACCUUCGUCUAACUUCAUUCAGAAAGAUGUAUUUUCUACAUUGGUCAACUGUUCUGAAGGCUCACAUAAAGAAUCAUCUCUUGAAUCACCUUGCUCUAAAAACGGCCGUGCAAAAACAUCUCCAUCUGUGGUUUGCAAGAAAAGAACAAGAGAAAGUCAGUCGUCUCAACUCUCUCUCAAAUCGUUUUUCCAGAAAAAAGUAGCUGUACACGGUGAUUCAAGCAAUUUUUCUGCUACUGAGAAGCAUACUGAAGCAGAUAUCUCCAUUCCUGAUUGUGGACCGCAUGAAACUUUAACUGAAGGUGGUGAACAUGAUUCCGCGGAGGAGCGGGAGUCAAAACCUAGUGCAUCAACACAAGAAGAUUCGUCUCAACCUUCAGAAAAAGAAAAGAAUAAUGUGGCCGUAGUUGAGUGGCAAAGGAUUCAGAAACUUAUGCACACUAGCAUACCUCUUUGCAAGGGCCACAAUGAAUCUUGUGUUUCUCGGGUAGUGAAGAAAUCUGGACCCAAUUCAGGGCGCCGAUUUUAUGUCUGUGCACGUGCAGAGGGACCUGCAUCUAAUCCUGAAGCAAACUGUGGUUUUUUCAAAUGGGCUACUGCAAAAUCAAAGAAAUAAAAGAUGAUUUUUAUGGGGAAUAAACCAUGAAGGUUCUGGUCGAUAGUUGAAAGUAUUUAAACAAUAAAGUGAUCCACUCCAUGUGAUCUUCUUGAACUGUUUCGCUGCUUCCAAGAAGGUAUCUAGUUCAUUUAACAUUUCAUCUUGUGUUAUGUUUUUUGUUUCGAUAUUGCACCACUUGAAACUGUUCAAGAACUAUGCACAUGUUACAUUACAUGGUUCUUACAAGAGAGUCCGUCUCGACUAAAUCGUUUCGUUUGUG
Erythranthe guttata (spotted monkey flower) is the source of this 2104-nucleotide messenger RNA. The record is from RefSeq and is a predicted model, not a curated record. NCBI's taxonomy places the organism in Eukaryota, Viridiplantae, Streptophyta, Magnoliopsida, Lamiales, Phrymaceae.